This is a messenger RNA of Trachymyrmex septentrionalis, 1921 nucleotides long. RefSeq lists its product as uncharacterized. Lineage: Eukaryota; Metazoa; Arthropoda; Insecta; Hymenoptera; Formicidae. The transcript is spliced from 7 exons. Bases 451 to 1800 code for a protein of 449 amino acids. The record is from RefSeq and is a predicted model, not a curated record.
UCGAUUUUCGAUAAUCGAAUUGACGUUAUUGAAAUGCGCAUAACUUUAUACCGAGUCCGACGAUAACGUGUAAAAAGAAAAUGGUUAAUUGGGUAAUAGAAUUUGCAGAAGUAUCUAAGAAAAAUGUGACCAUAUUUGCAUAAGAUACUGGCGAGUUCACGAAAAUCGCAGCAUCGCUUUCGGUCGCAAUUUCGGUACAAAUUGAAUGACUUGGUGUCGCCGCUUUUGCAAACGCGUAAAGAAAAUACGGGACAGCAAGAUGAAGACUCGAAAUACGUAAAUGUCACGGCGUGUUGCGAACACUCGCGCAAGAUUGAUCGCAAGCGAUCUGAGGCGAUAUUAAAAUUUCUGACUAAACUUAAAAUAGUCAAGUCAUCGAAGAGUCAGGUGCAAUAUAACGAUUGCAAGUCUGCGACUUCCAAUUGUAGCAUUAGUCAUGCUGGAGAUACGAUGAAUCCAUCAUUGCGUCGCAAUACGCGUGAAAAUGUAGUCAAUAAAGAAUCGAUUGGCUCAACGAUUACUGUAAAAAAUAAAUCAGAACCGAAAUCCCCUGUUAUAGCCUAUGAUUACGAGGCAGCUAUCAGUCAGCCUGACAUUCCUAUAUGUUCAAAUAUUGAUAACACACUGAACCCAAGUUGGUCAGAGCAAAGUGACGAAUUGUCAGCACCGACUAAGAAAAGAAAGUUUUAUGUUCGUGGAAAAAUUGGUUUAACUACUAAAAAGAAAGGAAUUGUUUUUAAACCGAAGAUAAAAGCAAAAAAGGUUACAAAAUCUCGUCCGUCAAUUUGCGACGUUACUCAGAUUAAAAAAGAAUUGAUACCUCCCUCAAAAAUUAUUCGAAACGUUGAAAAUUAUAAACAGGAAAAUAACGACGACGGAGUUAUUCCGAAUUGCCAAAUGCUACUUAACCAAAAUUUGGUGCUUUCUCGAGAUAUUCAAAAGACAUCAGAAAUCGCAAAAAAUGGCAAAAAUCUUACGAGCAAAGCUACCAGCAUAUUUCAAGAAAAUUCUAAUAAAAUUAAUAAAGAUACAAGAUUGAGGGUCCCUCAAAAUAAAAUCAGUAAAAUUCCACGCAUAAAACCACCGAUAAAACCGAAUUUCUUUUUAUCUACACAUGGAGAAUCUCCUGUUUAUCCAAGUGAAAAAUUAUCAUUAAAAAAUGAAUUAAAAUAUUUCACGGAAUUUGUCGCAGACAAUAAAGAAGAAAAGAUAUUUGAUUCAAAGAGGGAAACUUUAUACGCACUGGAUUAUAAAAAAACCAAACACAUUUUGCCAAUUGUUAAUGAAAACUUAAAUGUUUGGUGUCCCGAGAAAAGUUCAGAGAUGGAUGCUGAUGAAGAAUUCGAGGGAGAUCUUUUGACUCCGAUAAAAGAAUCGCCGGUCAUUACAGGCGAUGAUCCGCGUUCCGCCACAUUAUUAAAAAGCAUGGCUCUAAAAUGCGAAUGCCGAUCAUGCAAUGAUCAUAAAUAUGCUUCUACUGUUCAUACUGAUCAACAUACCGAGUCCGAAUCCUGGAGCUCUCCCGAGAUAGAGAGCACACGAAAAUGGAAAUCAAUGAGACAUCGUAAAUUCAUCGAUGCGAGUUCCGAAGAUUUGGACUUGUUACCGAAUUAUAACAUUAAUUAUAACAAGACAAAUAGAAAGAAUAAUGGAUCGAAUUUUGCGGGCCAUAUUACGAAACAACCUUCGGUAGUUAAUCACACAAAAAUGAAAACUUAUCGGAAGACCAGUUUCUCGUUUUUUAAUGUCUUCUUCGAUAUUGUUUUUUGGCCUUUCGUUUUCCUUCGCGCAAAACAAUGACUCGUUACCAUGUAUAGAAUUAUAAAUCCUGUUACUUAGCUUGUUGGUACUUUGAUGCAUUGUACGUAAUAUUAUGAUAAUGAUAACAUAAACGAAAAUGAAAAACAUCCUUGAAAUUUAU